GUUUUAAAGGUUAGGAGUUACAGUUUGAAGGGAUACCUGAGUGUUACAGAAUAUCUCACCACUUUCUACUGAAAAUGGUAGAGUUCGACUUAAACUUAGCCGAUAAAUGCACAUGUAAGAAAAUGUAUUUUGACCAAUUGUAGAUGCGUAAAAUGAUGUUUGAGUAUACAAGUGAUUAUUUGGCUAAAAAGUUAAGAGAAAACUGGUUAACACGUAGUUCUGAAGAAUCAGUAUUCAGUGGACAAGAACAGGAUGAUUCUCUGACUAAUUUGAAUUGGUUACAAACUUUAAAUAUUCGUGAAUUGGCUUCUACGGGUCAACCACUUUCUCCACCUUCUACGCCUCCUUUAUCCCUGUCAAAUUCAUUAUUACCCAACGGGGCAUUUCCACCGUCCAUGAUCAAUUCAUCACAGACAAUCUAUUCAUCAAAAUGUCCUACUGAAAAUGUAAUUAAAGCAACCUCUUCAAUAGAAAUACAGAAUACAUUUAAUUGUACAUCUGAUACAGCUUUGAAUCAACCGGUUACAAAUGUAUCUAAACAUGUUACGCUGAAUAAUACUACUGAUAAUGACAAUCAUAAUAGUAGUAAUAGCGGUAUACGUUGUGUAAAUAGACAUUUCAAAGAUUCACCUUUACGAUGUAAUAAUAACUUAUUAAAUUUCAAUGCAAGUUCUAAUUCACUUCAAUGUAAUUCUAAUUCAUCUGAAUCUACUGUUAUCAAUAAUAAUAAUAAUAAUAAUAAUAAUAAUAAUAAUAAUAAUAAUGCUUCAAAUACUAUUAAUCCUAUUCGAAACUUUUACAAUACCAAUGCUAUCUCCCGUUCAAAAUUACAAUCAAAUUUAAAUUACCUAACGUCUAUAAUUAAUCCUGUUUUUAUUGAUAAUAAUGAUCAACGUUCUAACAGUGUUAUUUGUGAUAAUGAAAUACGCGCGAAUUCAAAUUACGCUCUGAAUUACAUUAAUAACUAUAGCAUUAGUAAUUCAUAUAACUCUUUAAAUCGUCGUCAUAAUAGUCCCUUGAAAAUUGGGUAUCAUUAUUUACAACCAAAUAGCGUACAAAGAAUAUUUAAAAGUGAUAUUUAUCCAUUAAAUUUCAAAGAUAUAAAUUUGCCGGUUCAUUUAAACACUAACUAUAUAUCGAAUGGCAAUGUGAAUAGUCAUAAUGUAAGCAUUAUAAAUGGUGUUUGUAAUCACACCUUACCAACAAAUAUACAAAAUCACUUCAACUUCUGUUUUCCUGAUACUUAUAACGAUGUUGAUAAUGAUAAUAAUGAGAAUUAUUAUCAGUUAAAUGAGAUAACAGAAAAGAAUCAAACAUUAUUUCAAAAUUAUGAUGAAUUAAACUUUCAAGAAAAGGAUAAAUAUCGUUAUGAUGUUAACUGUAAACCAAUGUUCAAGUGUUCAACCCUUAUUUAUAUGGCUAUGAAUUCAUUAAAAAAGAAUAAAAUAACAUUGAAUGAUAUAUGUCAAUGGAUUCAAGUACAUUUUGCAUUUUAUCGUAAUUUAAAAGAUAUAGACUGGCAAGAUGUAAUUCGUCAACAUCUGACACUUAACCGAUGCUUUCAACGUGUUCCAAGACGUAAAGAAGAACCGAAUGGUCGUGGUGAUUUAUGGCGUAUUCAUCCAGAAUUACAAAAUCAAUUAAUACAGAAUAAAAUUCAUAAGAAAUAUUUACAAUUAUGGCAAAAUAGUAUUAAUAAUAAUAUAAUAUCUAAAUUACCUGAUUUACUAGAUUUUGUUGAACAACAGACAUCUACUACACCAAAGUCAAUGUCAACAUCACUGCAAUCGGAGGAUAUUUAUCAAAGAAUUAACAGUGAUUCAUCUUCAAUCCAAGUCAACGAAUCCUUCGAAUUAUCAGAUAACCUUUAUGACGAUUUAAAUGAAUGCAUGAAGAAGCGUAGACGCAUUAACUGUUCCUAUGAUGCCUUUAUAGAAAAUUACACUAGUAAUUAUAGUGACAAUAAUAUUAGUGAUACAAUUUUAAAUGAUAUGACAAAACUACCUAUGAAUAGCUUCCCUAAAGAUACAACAUUACAAUCGAAUUCUAGUUCAUCUCCAGCAUUAUCCGAUUUAUAUACAACACCGACGACAACAAAUACAACACCCCCACCGGAAUUACUACCUGAAGAUACAUCACCAGCCUUGUUGUUGGAAAAUGAAUACUAUUUGAAUGCUUUCGGUGUAAGCGAUCUCAGUGGUGAUGUUAACGGUUGUGGUGCUGAUGAUGAAUUAUUAAGGAGUGAUGCGUUACACCAUUCCUGCAAUACGUAUAACACCUCACCACCAAAAUUAAUUGAACAAGAAAUGUGCGAUGAUUUGGAUGUAUUAUUCCCUGAUGGCGGAGAUGAUCCUUAUCAUAAUCACGAUGAUAAUGCAUGUAAUAAUGUCUGUGAAAUUGAAGAAACACACAAAUCUGAUGAACAAAGCAUCAAUAGUAUUGAUUUUAUUCCAUCUAAAAUGAGAUUAAACGAGUUAGACAAUAGAAUAGUUGUAGAAUUAUCAAAAGCCAGCGGUUUGAAUGAUAUACCUCCAUUGGACGAUCUGGUUGAUCCACUUGACCUAACUACACGUGGCCAUAGUGUCAAAUAUACACCUGAUUGGUGGUCAAAUAAUUUAACUGAAUCAAUGACUAACUUUAUUAAUGGCACAUUGGGUGGUGGUGGUGGUGGAAAUGUUACUGGAGAUGAAAAUAUAGCAGGCGGACAUGAAGAUGUUGAGAAGAUCAGUGGUGAUGACGUUGAUGAUAAUGAUGAUGACGCAAUUACAUCGUCUAUUUUCUCAUUAACAAAUGAUGAAAUGCCAUUACCGUUAGAGUUGACUGCGGCAGCGGUAGAAGAAGCGUCACUGUCACCGUCAUCGUCAUUAAGUCCUUGUCAGAUGACAUCUUCAGGUUCAGCAUUAUCAUUACCAUCGACAACAGAAAUACAAUCUACACCACCAGUACUAAUGACUAUCCUGCCUGAGUGCGAUGACGUCACCAGUGAUUUCAUAAAACUACCAACAUCAUUACAGGAUUAUGCAUUUUUCAGUAAUAAUAUACCGUUGACUACUACUAAUAAUAAUGCAACAAUAGGACAUCAUGAGAACGCCCUACUCGAGAAUCCACUUGAUGACAAUGAUCACCUACAACAGCAUAUCCAACAUCAACGUUGGAUUGAAAAUGAAGUAAAUCUUGACGAUCUUGAUAAUAUUCUUGGACUUUGUUAAAAAUGGAACAAAAAUGAAGUAUGAAGACAAUGUCGUCACCCAACAUAGCUGAUGGAAAUGCACGCAAUCCUAUAAUUUAUCAGACAUAUUUGUUACAUAUUAUACAGAUGAAUACGUAUAAACUCGGUUGAUGCAACAUUUUAGGCGAAUUUCAAUAGGAUAUUUUUUAAACUAGUCAAACAGAAUGUUGUCUUUGAUUUUUCCAGACUAACCAUCUUUUCUGUGAUGUUAUUUUCCAUUAAUGUAAUACUACUUUAAUCAUACUACUGCUAUUAUUAUUAUUGUUGUUGUAACUGUUAUUGUUUAUAUUUUUUAAUACCUUAUUCAACCUCAGAGUUAUUGAUCUCGCUCUCUCCCUAAACUCAAAUAAAAUUACAGUAUAAAUGAGCCCAUAUACACAUCCAGAAGACAUAUUUAAACUACGCGCAAAAAAUCCAGAGUUUGUUUAUUUAUUCAAUUGUUUGUUUAUAUCUUGUUGUCUUCAAUGUGUCAAUUGUCAGUUUCAUACACAUAUUUUGAC
This is a messenger RNA of Trichobilharzia regenti, 3729 nucleotides long. Lineage: Eukaryota; Metazoa; Platyhelminthes; Trematoda; Strigeidida; Schistosomatidae. The record is from the annotation of a GenBank genome assembly.